CCGCAGGAUGCAAGUGCGAUGAGCUCGUUCCUCAUGAACUCGUACCCGGGGGUGGACCCCAAGUUCCCGCCGCCGGAGGCCGACUACGGCCAGUACAUGCCCCCGGCGGCGGCCGCCGACUACUUUCCCCAGCAGCCGCAAUACUACGGCGCGGCGGCGCCGCCACCGGCGCCUGCGGCGCCAGCCCAGUAUCACCACCAGUACCACCACCAGGGCUACUACCCUGUGCACCACCAGCAACAUUUGUACCACGUGCAGCCCCCGGCGGCCCCGGCGCCGCCGCAUCUGCCGGCGGCCGUCGUCGGAGCCGGCGACGUCAGUCCGCACGUCGCCCAACACGCAUCGCCGGCCGAGAGUCCGAGCACCACCGCUGACCAGCAUUCGAACCUUGGCGACUACAUCGGCGACGAUUCGUGCCCAGAACUGGAUGACGACGACGACGAUGAGUCGGACGAGACCUCAGACAGGGUCAUCUACCCGUGGAUGAAGAAGAUCCACGUGGCCGGAGUUGGUAAGCCUCCAACUCCUGGUCAAUUCCAACCAGGCAUGGAGCCGAAGCGGCAGCGGACGGCGUACACGCGCCACCAAAUCCUCGAGUUGGAGAAGGAGUUCCACUUCAACCGUUACCUGACGCGACGGCGACGCAUCGAAAUCGCGCACUCGCUGUGUCUGUCUGAGCGUCAGAUAAAAAUCUGGUUCCAAAACCGGCGCAUGAAGUGGAAGAAGGACAACAAGCUGCCCAACACGAAGAACGUGCGUCGGAAAAACGCCAACGGGCAGCCGACGGCGCCCAAGUCGCGCGCCAAACGCGGCCGCAGCAACAACAACGUCGACGGCAGCAGCAACCUGAACGACCCCCUGUCACAAUUGGGCGCCAUGAACCCUGAUUCAACACCCCCUCUCCACAACAUGUCGCCGGUGGCGAUCGGGCAGCAGGUGGCACCCCUGACGCCGCAGUCCUGCCACCUCCAGCCGCCCCCGCUCAAGCCGGACUACGGCCUCACGGCCUUGUGAGUGCAGUGCCAUCUGCGGGACUGGACCCUGACUAGCGUCCAGGUAGGUGCGCGGACGCUGACUGGUGCGCGUGCGCAGGUGGUUUUUUCUCGUUUCCUUGUUGUGAAAGUGCGAAUUCUGCCCCUCUGAUUGGUGCAAACUUCUCGCGGCCAAGAUUCAAACGUUUUUUUUUAUAUAAAAAAUUUAAGCCCGAAGUUUAGAAGUCAAAAAAUAUUUUUAAGAGGGCUAAUUUAAAAAAGUUGAGCAAUAAUAAUACUUCUCAAAGAAGUGAUCAAUCGAAAUUUUCAAAGUUUGAUUUUAUCCAUGAAGGAUGUUGGUGAAAAUGAUAAAAAAAAAUAUUCUUCUGAAAAGCCAGCCAAAAGGGAUAGGAACAAUCAGGUUUACAAAAUAAUUUAAUCCAAAUAUAUUUUACUAAGCAAUAAGAAUGAUGGGAUCCAUUCUUUGUACAAGUAAUUCGAAUUAAUUGAGCUAAAAAUCUGUUUUUGCAAAUAUUUGUGUUGUUUUUUUUAUAGUAAAUUCAAUAGACAAUUUUUAUAUAUCAAAGACGUAUUUUCUGGGUCCAUAAAGAAAACAAUUAAGUAAUAUUAAUAUUUUAAAUUUUGAGUUAAAAAAGUCCCCAUUUAUUUAUUCCAAUUUUGUGCUUUAAUAUUCAUGAUCAUGAAAUCACUUGAUGUUUUUGAUAAACUAAUUAUUUCAAUAAUGGAUGAAAGCUUCUGCGCGAUGUAUGCUGAAAAUUCUACAAGCACAAUUUUUUUUCAAACAUAACAAAAUUUAUUGAAUUAGUUUUUGAAGGAAAUAAGUAAACAUUUUUUUUCCAUUUCAACUUGAACUGUUUUGUUUGGCGAUUCGUUUCUUAUUAGCCGCGGUGGUUGCAGCUUUAGCUCUUUUAUUCAAAACCGGGGCUGAUUUUACAAGAGCGCGCGCGUCCUUGAGCUAUUAUGUGGCGAGUGAGGUCAUGUGCCCUGGCUGCAAACAGUCCAUUUAGGGCGACAAUGGGGCGAACACGUAGCGGGUAUGUCUGAUUAAUGUGCAGACAUUAGUCUCUGGCCAAGAGAUAAUGGCCGCCGUUCUAUCAUUCCGCGCCGAGGUGGUUUCGCCGCGCGCGCUACAAUCAAAACAACAUUGCCUCGGCUGGGAUUUUGUGUAAAAUAUACCAGAGACCCACCGCCAAGAAAUGCCACCCCAAAACACAGCAGACUUGAAAAAUAAUGCUUCCUCAUCCCCGCCGAGCGCCAUCGGUUAUAUCAAAUUCACAAAAUAAAAAAUAAUGCGUUUGCCACCUCGAACCAAAACAAAUUAUUUUUCACAGCUUGUUUACCAUAAAGUGAUAAAUCUUUGCCUCCUUUUAUCAUAAAUUUGGUAAAAAAUGUUGAAAGCGUAUAAUUUUUGUUUCUGUUAAGAUCGCUGAAUCGAAUCAACUUCGUCCGAAAGUCACACGCGUUGAACUCUUUUUGACAAAAACAAGGAAAUUCACAAGACAAAAAGUGCAGUGAGACGACAACUUAAUUUUCACGCCUGCCUUAUUAGAUUUUGAUUGAUUUAAGAGUUUUUUUUGUUCUUUUCGCUGAUAUAGCAGAGUAUAAUUUGAAAAGAAAUUUAUUUUUUUACAUUUUAGACUCUGCUUAAAUAUGUAUUUUCAUACGAACGCUCAAAUUUUAGUUUCAGUUUAAUUUUUUUUAAAAAAAACGAAGGUAAAAAGUCGUCU
Messenger RNA from Neocloeon triangulifer, 2719 nucleotides. RefSeq names its product homeobox protein Hox-B4a (gene Dfd). The record is from RefSeq and is a predicted model, not a curated record. Gene Ontology annotation, cellular component: nucleus. Gene Ontology annotation, biological process: anterior/posterior pattern specification; regulation of transcription by RNA polymerase II. The transcript has 2 exons. Bases 19 to 1014 code for a protein of 331 amino acids. Gene Ontology annotation, molecular function: RNA polymerase II cis-regulatory region sequence-specific DNA binding; DNA-binding transcription factor activity, RNA polymerase II-specific. Lineage: Eukaryota; Metazoa; Arthropoda; Insecta; Ephemeroptera; Baetidae.